Molecule: messenger RNA, 1164 nt
Organism: Lacerta agilis (Sand lizard)
Lineage: Eukaryota; Metazoa; Chordata; Lepidosauria; Squamata; Lacertidae
Product: protein FAM71F2-like
Exons: 7
Coding region: 98-1039 (313 amino acids)
Cellular component (GO): nucleus
Source: RefSeq, a predicted model, not a curated record
GCAGACGAGCCCGGCUGCUGCUGGCUGGCUGGGCCAGGGAGGGCCGAGAGUGGCAACCGAGGCCCCCCCCGAGGCAUGCUCACCCCCUCGAGUGCCCAUGUCUAGAGGGGCCUUGGCUCGCAAGCACAGUGCUGGGGAGGAGCUGGGCCUGGAAGGGGGCUUGCUCUGCCAGCUGGUCCGCUCCCCGGAUUACAACCUGUUCCCCAACUCGGCGGUCUUUGAGAGCAACUUCAUCCAGGUGACGAAGAAGGGGAAAUGGGUGGACAUCACGAAUUCGCCCACCAUCGUGACCAUGGGAGUGACUUCCUCGGACCCCUGCCUGCCGCUCCCCAACGUCUUGCUGAUGGGGCGCCACAGGGUCCAGAUCCGGAGGAGCCACAGCAAGGCUUUAAGACGUCCCCCUCUAGAGCUGACCAGGCUGCUCCCCCUGCGCUACGUCCGCCUGUCCGUCCACGACGAAGCCCAGCGCAUCCUGCGCGUUCAGACUGUGACGGGGAAGGUCUACUACCUGCAGCUGCACCAGGAGCACCCCCGCGCCGUCUUCGCCCUGUGGAGCCGCCUGGCCGAGAUCCUGCAGAAGGGCCUCUCCAUCACCACCAAGGACCCCAACAUUCGCAUCCGCCACAGCUUGGUCCCCAGCGGCAGCAGCCCCUCCAGCAGCUCCUCCGAAAGUAAUGUGAAAUGGAUUAGCAAGAAGGUGACGGGGGCCCUCUCCCACAUCUCGAAAAGCCCCCCAAAGGACAAAGGGAGGAGGAAGGUGUCCUUUCAGGGAGAUUACAACGACGAACUCUCGGCUUUGUCCAAUGACAUGAAAGUGCUCUUCUACGAUGUGCCUGCCCCCCUGGUUUGCGCCCGGUGCAAAGGGCGCCUCUCCAAGACCUCCCGCCGGCACAGCCGAGAGCUCAGGCCCUCUGAGGCGGAUUUGGACCUCCUGCCUUGGAUGGACAGCAGGAGCUACGGACUCUGGCAGCAAGAGACGCCUACGUGGCUGCAGCCCCUCAACCGCCUGAGCAGCCUGGCUGCCGCAGGCCUGAAGUAGAAAGACGGGCAGAGGCACCGGAGAGGAAGGCUGGGCAGCGAUGGCACUGGGGAAACUGAGGCGCCGGCUGGCAGAGACUAGAGAGAGAAAGCCAAAGCAUAAUAAAACUAUAUGGCUGGGUGUGA